Molecule: messenger RNA, 4355 nt
Organism: Physeter macrocephalus (sperm whale)
Lineage: Eukaryota; Metazoa; Chordata; Mammalia; Artiodactyla; Physeteridae
Product: spidroin-2-like
Exons: 3
Coding region: 1793-2593 (266 amino acids)
Source: RefSeq, a predicted model, not a curated record
UCUUCUUUAUUUUCAUCAUUUUUAAUUUUUCUCAUAUUCACAUUCACUUGUUUGGAAAGCCUUUGACCUUGAGUAACACGUGCUUGUAACAGAAGCUCUGCAGUAGCUCAAUACAGAUGCUUACUGAGAUUCACGCUGGGCCAGAUCUGCGUAGAUUUGUAGAGUAUCAGUAUGUCUUUUCACAUAAAUUGACUAAGUCAUUGAUCUUAAUCUCAACAUAAAAGUGAUUCAUAUUUGAGGUUAUUUUAGAUAGGUUAACAGCAUUUCACCAACAAAACAUCGUUUCGAAACUUAAAAACAGCUGAAUACUGAAAACUGUUAUCACAAGGACUAUCAUUCUUUUAUAGGCAAAGAAUUGACAGAUUAAACAAUUUGUCUGAGGUCACACAGCUAGUAGUUAAGUGGGUUGGCCAGGAUUUAAACACAGGCAGUUUGAAAUGCAACCCACAAACUUCACUACACUAUAGGUAUCUCAAAGAAAGUGGCAUCUGAGAUGGGUCCUCUAGCAGGUUGCACCCCCAACUCCCAGGACUAAAGGGAACUGGUAAAGGCUGGGAUAUCCGCUCUUGGGAAGGAGUUAGGGAACAAAUUAGGAUCAAAGCUCAUGAAGACAAUCUCAGGAGAGGUUGGGCAUCUAGCUUGGCCAUGGAGGCAGUCAGCACAUUUAUGGAACUUUCUAGGGUUGGUCUCAAUCCUCUGGAUCCUGUGUGGGACACAGGUUGUGUGCCAGAGACCAACAGAAGGGGAAAGGGCCUAUGGAUAGCAAGCCUUAAGAGUGUGGCCUGAGACUGGCCCCGGGUAUUGCCCAAGUAGAGAAAAGGCCAUUAAGCCUGGUGGGAGGGGAUGGCCCAUGGAUGGGCCUGGUGCUGGGAAAGCCCCAGACAUACGCCUUCCUAUUAGUCUCUCCUCCUUUUACUUCAUUCAUGAUAAAUCACUCUCUUCUCCCUCACACAGGGCCCUGUGGGAGAUGACAGACCUCUCUCAACACGGGUUCCUAUCCUCCAGAAUCUCACCUUGAGGUGACUUUGGACUGGGAGACUUUGCUUCUCAUUUAAUCUUUACAAUCUGAGGAGGUGGGUGAUAUCCUCCUCUGAUGAUAAAAUGAUGAUAAAAUUGAGACAUUAAAGAGGUUAAGUAACUUGCUUGAGGUCACACAACUAGUAAGAGGCAGGGCCCAGAUUACUUUGGGUCUAUUGGAUAGUAAAGUGGUUUUAUUAUCAGUACUUACAAAGAUAGAGACAGAAAAGCAAAAACUGAGUUAACAGCUGCCCUGUCAAUGCCAGCACUGGGAUAAAGCAGCAGAAAUGCUUAAAUGUAACAGUACUGGGCAUAUGUUGCAAAAAUUCUAUGAGGUUCUUCUAAAUUCUUCCUAAACACGGAAGGGUUUGGAGCAUCCAAUAUUACCACAAUCUCAAUCACGAACUGGAGAAAUUACCAGUGUAAUGAAUUCUCAUUGCAUAUCCAUUCUUUGCUAUUGCUAGAUGGACUUCACGUCAGCAUAGAAUUUUCUUCCAAACGCCAAGAUGCACCAACUCGCUCGCAGGUUCAACGACAAGCUAUACUCCAAUCUCAACACCCCUUCCCCACCACCAAUACCCAGGCGGCAAGUAGAUCCUUGAAGGCAGGAUUCAAAAGGGCAUCCCCACUGCCUCGCACGCUCAGAUGCUGACCCCAAUCUCACCCUUCCAGGCCCUUCGCCCCCUGUGCAUUCUCAACAAAUGCUCAGCUCUGCGGGGUCUCCGUCCUGGGGGAGGUAGCCCCUUCUUUGGUGUUAGCAAGCGAACCCCUGGCCAUGCAGGUGUCGGAGUGGGACCUCCCCGCCCCAAGCGAAGGAGACCUCUGGGGUCCCUGCCAGGUCUGGAGUUCGGAAGCUAGGCGACAGGAAACACCGCGGGCCCGGCGCAGAUUCCAAGGCCAGCCCGGGGCGGGGCCUUCGCGGCGCGCGGAGGGAGCCACCGGAGGUUCGGCAGGUAGGGCAGGGCUCACGUCCAAGGGUGGGGCGGGGCAGGGGCAGGAGGCGGCCACGGGUGAAGCCUCAGAGCUAGCACACAAUGGGCCGGAGCGCCACAACAUGAGCCGAGCCAACGCGCCGCCGCACCACGUGGGCCGCAAAAUGCGCCGCGCUGCCAGAAGCCAGCCAGCCCACGCCGAGCGCGGAGCAGCGCGGCGCGGCGCGGCCUACGUGCGCGCACGCGAGCGUGCGUGCGUGCGAUUUGCGAUCAGGCGGCGCGGCGGACAGCCCCGGCGGCGGGGCGUGGGGAGUUAUAUUGCGGGGUCCUUCCUCGCUCACCCUGGUUCCUCUCGGAGCGGAGACGGCAAAUGGCGGACUUCGAUACCUACGACGAUCGGGCCUACAGCAGCUUCGGCGGCGGCAGAGGGGCCAGGCCGCAGCGGCGCUGAGUGCCCGGCAGGACAAGCUCCCGCUUCCAGCCCCAUCCCCCAGUACGGCGGGGCCAGCGCCGGGCUGUGCUGCAGCGCGGGGGUGGGGGCCGCGGCCUGUCCCGCUCCAGUCCCGGUCCCGGCCGCGGCUUCCUGUUGUCAGCCUGCGCUGCAGGCCCCCUGGCCCCUUUUGCCAGGAGACCAGCGGGCUUGAACUUCUCUGAUGUCGGUACGCGGGCCCCUCCCUGUUGUGGCCUCUCCCGUUGCGGAGCACAGGCUCCGGACGCGCAGGCCCAGCGGCCAUGGCUCACGGGCCCAGCCGCUCCGCGGCAUGUGGGAUCUUCCCGGACCGGGGCACGAACCCGUGUCCCCUGCAUCGGCAGGCGGACUCUCAACCACUGCGCCACCAGGGAAGCCCUGACUGUUUGUUUUUACAGGCUGUUUGAAAGGAUGUGUGGCUUUUUUGCAGGUACUUUUAAUAUACUUAAUUUUGAUAACUAUCAUGUGAGGUAGCAGCAAGUUAAAAUUUGAUAUCGUUAAAUAAUUAUUAAGUAUUAUUUUAUUUUAAUGUAUAUAUGUGUUUUAGUACAGGUUACUUGGGUUCUUAUGACUUUUCAAAUAUUAAAUGAAGAGAAGAACAGUUAGCUCUGACUGAAUGCUUUUGAAUUCUAGGUUUUAAAUGGUGGUCUAUCUACGGCAAUUUGUAGUUACCUAAAAUAAUUUACGUUUUAAAAUAAAUUGUAUAGUUGUAAGUUACUUGUGGAUCAUAUCAAAUUCGACAUUGCCUGAAAAUGUGGUUUCAUGUAAAAUGAAAUGGAGCUGGUAGUAUGUGGAAUGUCAAAUCUCAAAUAGUAAGUCUUCUAUUUUGGAAGAAAAGAACCUGUAAAGUUCAAAACUAAUCCAUAGAAAUAGUUUACACCAUACCUUUAAGACAGAUUUCUUUUGUGGCAGUAUUUCUGAGGACCAAUAAAUAGCUUGAGUUUUAAGAUUUCAUUUUCUCUGAAAAAUCUGGUACUUUUUUUGGCUGCAUUGGGUCUGUGUUACUGCGGCAGGCUUUCUCUAGUUGCAGCAAGUGGCGGCUACUCUUCGUUGCGGCGCGGCCUUCUCAUUGCGGUGGCUUGUCUUGUUGCAGAGCAUAGGCUCUAGGCGCGCAGGCUCAGUAGUUGUGGCACACGGGCUUAGUUGCUCUGUGGCAUGUGGGAUCUUCCCGGACCAGGGCUUGAACCCAUGUCCCCUGCAUUGGCAGGCAAGAUUCUUAACCAAUGCGCCACCAGGGAAGUCCCAAAUCUGGAACUUUUGGACUGAGUAACCUUUUUCACCCAUAUGAAGUUAUUAAAUUACUAAGCCCAUUUCUUUCUUUUCAUGUGUGGGAGUCCAAAAUUUUAGUUCAUUAUGAUAAAUACCUUUUCCCAGUAAGAAAAGUUCCCUAAAAGACUAUGUAAACCAGAAGUCCCUUUCGUGUUCACUAUUCAUCUAAAACAAGGCUUUCAAACUGCCUGUUGUGUCCUGUUGGGAGAUGAUGAAAUCAACUUAGUGUGGGUCCUGGUAAGCAUCUUCUAAGGUGAAAUAGAAUAGAGAAUAGUGUGCAUUAUACUAUGAGUUAGUACUGUUGGCAGGCUUUUAAAAAUUAAUUUGUGUAGUUAACAUGCAGGAAUGUAUGCAUGUAUUAAGUUGUGAUGUAAAAUGUAUUUCUUGUUGUACACAGCCUGAAAAUUGUUUGAAAAAUACUUAAGUACAUAAUUGGGGAUGUCAUCUGAAUACAUGUAACCCUCUCUUAUAAUCUAAAUUUUUUUCCAAAUAAGCGUACCCACAUUGGUGAAGAAGUUACUGGCAACCCUAAAGUAGUUGGUAGGCCUGUGGCUUCAUUCCUUCCACCCUGAGUCUCAGAUACUGUAAUAGUUCUGGAGAUAAAGCAGUGAACAAGACAAGAGUUCCUGCCUCAGAACAACUUUGCAUUUCUCUGCAUUGCUUUUUUU